Sturnus vulgaris (Common starling) is the source of this 837-nucleotide messenger RNA. RefSeq names its product T cell leukemia homeobox 2 (gene TLX2). Gene Ontology annotation, cellular component: nucleus. Gene Ontology annotation, biological process: animal organ development; regulation of transcription by RNA polymerase II. The record is from RefSeq and is a predicted model, not a curated record. Gene Ontology annotation, molecular function: DNA-binding transcription factor activity, RNA polymerase II-specific; RNA polymerase II cis-regulatory region sequence-specific DNA binding. NCBI's taxonomy places the organism in Eukaryota, Metazoa, Chordata, Aves, Passeriformes, Sturnidae.
AUGGAGCGGGAGGGCGGCGGCCCGGGGCCCCCCGCGCCCCACGAGCCCAUCAGCUUCGGCAUCGACCAGAUCCUGGGCGGCCCCGAGCCCACGGGGCCGCACCGGGCGGCGGCAGAACCCGACUACGGGCUCUACGGCAGCGGCUACGGCCCCACGGGUCCGCUCGGCUCCUACAACCUCAACAUGAGCAUGAACGUGAGCGUGAAUGUGACCCCUGCGCCCGCCGCGCCGCCCGCCGGAGUCAUCCGCGUCCCGGCGCACCGGCCCGCGCCCGCUCCGCCGCCCGCCGUGCCCGCCGCGCCGCCGCCGGGGCCCGCGCUGCCGGGGCUCACCUUCCCCUGGAUGGAGACAACGCGCCGCAUCGCCAAGGACCGGCUCUCAGCCGCGCUGUCGCCCUUCGUGGCGACGCGGCGCAUCGGGCACCCGUACCAGAACCGGACGCCGCCCAAGCGCAAGAAGCCGCGGACGUCCUUCUCCCGGGUGCAGAUCUGCGAGCUGGAGAAGCGCUUCCACCGACAGAAAUACCUGGCCUCGGCCGAGCGUGCCACCCUGGCCAAGGCCCUCAAGAUGACAGAUGCCCAGGUCAAGACCUGGUUCCAGAACCGCCGCACCAAGUGGAGGCGUCAGACGGCGGAGGAGCGCGAGGCGGAGCGGCAGCAGGCCAACCGGCUGAUGCUGCACCUGCAGCAGGAGGCUUUCCAGAAGAGCCUGGCGCAGCCGCUGCCGCAGGACCCGCUCUGCAUGCACAACUCCUCGCUCUACGCCCUGCAGAACCUCCAGCCCUGGGCCGAGGACAACAAGGUGACGUCGGUCUCGGGGGUGGCCUCUGUGGUGUGA